Pundamilia nyererei is the source of this 723-nucleotide messenger RNA. RefSeq names its product tetraspanin 1 (gene tspan1). The coding region runs from base 10 to 723 and encodes 237 amino acids. NCBI's taxonomy places the organism in Eukaryota, Metazoa, Chordata, Actinopteri, Cichliformes, Cichlidae. The transcript has 7 exons. Gene Ontology annotation, cellular component: plasma membrane. The record is from RefSeq and is a predicted model, not a curated record.
UGCUCCUUCAUGUUUCUCAAAUUCAUGAUGGUGCUAUUCAACUUCUUUAUCUUUAUGGGUGGCCUCACUCUGCUGGCAUUGGGGAUCUGGGUGAGCAGUGAUGGGGCUUCCUUGCUACAGAUCUUGAGACCUUUCUCCAAACAAAGUACCCAGGUGGUCAAUGUUGGCUUCUUUUGCAUUGUCAUCGGGGCUGCGCUGGUGCUGCUGGGAAUCUUAGGCUGUUAUGCAGCCCAUAGGAAGAGCAAGUGUCUACUCCUUACAUUUGCCUCCAUCAUGCUCAUCAUAUUCAUUUCUGAAGUGGCUACUGGAGUCGUAGCUUUGACCUACACCUCGUUUGCUGAGGGGAUCUUGAGAGCGUGGGCGACUCCUGCUCUACAGAAUCAAUAUGGUAAUGAUCCUGCUGUCACUAAGCUCUGGAACAGCACCAUGACACAGCUACAUUGCUGUGGUUUCUCCAACUACACUGAUUUCAUGGGCUCUAACUUCCAAAAUGCAACUGGAGGCAGCCUGCCUUCCAUCUGUUGCAGGACCAACAACAACACUUGCACCCCAGCCCAGGCAGAGUACAGCAAUGUGCAGGGCUGUUUUCAGCAGAUCCUGAUGAUCAUCAAAGAGAACGCUAGCACCAUGGGAGGCACUGCUGCAGGAAUUGGAUUACUGGAGAUUGCUGCCAUAUUGGUAUCCAUUAAUUUGUACUGCCACCUGGAUAACGAAGAUAGCUGA